AUGUUUCAGUCUGAUUUUCAUGUCAAUAGUGGCUUAUUAAGUGGAAAUAAUCCAUUUCAAAAUGGUAAUGCUAAUGCUCAUGCUCUUUCAACUGGUGCGGCUGCUUUCAGUGGUGCUAAUUAUAUGAUUAAUCCUUUACAAGAUGCUGAUAAUGAUGAUGAUUUAGAUCCAUUUGGAGAUAAUGAUUCAUUAUACCUGGAAACCGGUGAAGAAAUCGUCAGAAGAGGUGCUACUAUCAAAAGAAAGAAAACAGUUGGAUUUAGAGAUAACACUAGUAAAGAUGAUGAUGAAGAAGAUGAAUAUUUCGUCCCCAAAUUGCAUUAUACCAAGACAAUUAAAAGAGCAAGAUUAGUUAAUGGGAAUUAUAUCAUUGAUGCUCCAGUUCCAAAGGCACUUUUAGAAACUUAUGGAAGAUCAAAUAAUAAUACCAGUCAUGAAACUUCAUUCUUAAGAUAUACUGGUGCUACUUGUGGUCCUUCAAAUUUCCAAAAAUUCAAUUAUACCUUACGUCAAGAGUUAUAUUCUCCAAAGAGAGAAACAGAAAUCAUGAUUUGUAUUACGAUGUAUAACGAAGAUGAAUUCUUAUUAGCUCGUACUUUAAAGGGUGUAUUUGACAACAUUAAAGAUUUAACUGAAAGAGGGAAUUCUUCAACUUGGGGUCCUGAAAGUUGGAAGAAGAUUGUUGUUUGUAUUGUGGCUGAUGGUAGAUUACAAUUAAAUAAACGUUCACAAAUGCUUUUAGCUAGUUUGGGGGUUUAUCAAGAUGGUUAUGCUAAAUCUAAAAUCCAAGAAAAAUCAGUCAAAUCUCAUAUUUAUGAAUAUACUUCAACAGUAGGUAUUGAUGAAAUUAAUGAUAAGAUUCAUUUUGGAGUUAAUUCAACUCCAGUUCAAUUAAUGUUUUGUUUAAAGGAAAAGAAUUUAAGAAAGAUUAAUUCCCAUCGUUGGUGUUUCCAAGCAUUCUCUCCAAUUUUAAAUCCAAAAGUAGUGAUGCUUUUAGAUUGUGGUACUAAACCAGAAAAGGAUGCCUUUUAUUACUUAUGGAGAGCAUUUAAAGAUUCAAAUGUAGGUGGUGCUUGUGGAGAAAUGAGAGUUUCAUUAGGUCCAAGUAAAAAAUUAUUAGCUAAUCCAUUAGUGGCAGCUCAAAAUUUCGAAUAUAAAAUCUCCAAUAUUUUAGAUAAACCUAUGGAAUCAGUAUUUGGAUUCAUUAGUGUUUUACCUGGUGCUUUCAGUGCUUAUAGAUAUGAAGCUUUAUUAAAUGUUAAUAGUAAGGGACCAUUAGAAAAAUAUUUCAAAGGGGAAUUCUUGCAUAAUGGUAAUGAUGAUGAAGAUGGAGAAGAAGAUGAUGAAAAGGAUGUUAAGGAAAGAAAUUAUCGAGAAGCAGGUUUAUUCACUUCCAAUAUGUAUUUAGCAGAAGAUAGAAUCUUAUGUUUUGAAUUAGUGGCUAAGAAAAAUCAUAAUUACGUAUUAAGAUAUGUUAAUGAAGCUAAAGCUGAAACAGAUGCUCCAGAAAAAAUUGAUGAAUUCGUUUUACAAAGAAGAAGAUGGUUAAAUGGGGCCAUGUUUGCUGCUAUAUAUGCUAUGUUCCAUUGGACUAAGAUUUGGAGAUCAAAUCACUCUUUAUUAAGAAAAUUAGUAUUACAAUUAGAAUUCUAUUAUCAAUUGGUAACUAUCUUAGUGUCAUGGUUUUCAUUAGCAUCAUUUUUCUUAGUAUUUAGAAUUUUAACAGCUAAUUUAGGAGCUACUGAUAUGCAUUUUGAAGUGGGUAAAUAUCUUGCGGCUAUAUUUUUAUGGUGUUAUGUUGGAGCGGUGGUAAUUGCAUUCGUAUUAGCAUUUGGUAAUACUCCUAAGGGAGCUCGGAAAUUUUAUACCCUUAUUGCUGUUUGUUUUGCGAUUUUAAUGGCAUAUUUAAUGUUUUCCGUUAUUUUCUUAGCCAUUCAUACUGUUAAAGCCAUUAUUUCUGAUAAUGGAGGAUUCACUCCUAUUAUGAUGUUUACCAAUUCCAAAUUUAGAGAUUUAAUUCUUUCUAUUGUUUCCACUUAUGUAUUAUAUUUUGUGGGAGCUAUAAUUUAUGGAGAACCAAGUUUUAUGUUUACAUCGUUUGUACAAUAUGUGUUAUUAUCACCAUAUUAUAUCAAUGUGUUAAACAUUUACGCCUUCUGUAAUAUUCAUGAUGUUUCAUGGGGUACUAAAGGAGUGGUUCAAGCUAAAGAUUUAGGAUCAGCUAAAAUCGUCAAUAAUAGAGAUGAAUUUGUGAUGAUUGUUCCUGGAGUUGAAUCUGAAUUAAAUGAAUCCUAUUUAAAUACAAUUAAAACAUUAAAAAGUGAAGAAAUGGUUAAACCAGUGAAGAAAACAUCAAGAAAAUCAAAGGAAGAUAAUGAUUCUUAUUAUGCAUUAAUAAGAACCUUAACGGUAUUAGCAUGGAUGUUAUCAAAUGCGAUAUUGAUAGCUAUAGUCUUACAAGCUGGGGGUGUUUUAACCGGGACAUAUAAUAAUGAUAAUGGGAAUGAUACUUUAAGUUCUAAUUCACAAGUAUUUUUAUCGAUUAUUUUAUGGAUUGUGGCCGGAUUAGCAUUAUUUAGAUUUAUUGGAAGUGUAUUAUUUUUAAUAUUCAAAGCAUUUAGACCAUUAAAAUGGAAAUUAAGAGGGAAAAAGAGUAAAGAUGGUUUAUUAAGAAAAGAAAUCGUUUAG
Scheffersomyces coipomensis is the source of this 2688-nucleotide messenger RNA. RefSeq names its product Chs8p (gene CHS8). The transcript has a single exon. Lineage: Eukaryota; Fungi; Ascomycota; Pichiomycetes; Serinales; Debaryomycetaceae. Gene Ontology annotation, molecular function: chitin synthase activity. Gene Ontology annotation, cellular component: cell periphery; cell septum. The record is from RefSeq and is a predicted model, not a curated record. Bases 1 to 2688 code for a protein of 895 amino acids.